Messenger RNA from Stylonychia lemnae, 1650 nucleotides. NCBI's taxonomy places the organism in Eukaryota, Ciliophora, Spirotrichea, Sporadotrichida, Oxytrichidae. The record is from the annotation of a GenBank genome assembly.
AUGAGAAAUCAUUUCUUACUUUGCAUAUUCACUGGAUUAUUGGGUAUUCUCUAGUCUGUUAGAAUAGAAAUCAGCAAAGAAAACAUUGUAUAGAGGCUACAGAAAGACUAUGGAUUUUUCUAAGAGCGUAUAAAUGAAAAAUUGAGGUAGUAAAACCGUCAAGAUAACUCAAUAUCCCUUGAUUACUAGACAUUGUAAAUUGAAGAUCCCCAAGAAUCUAAACAAAAGGCUGUAAAGUUUACAAUCGAAGGUUCAGCAUCUUAAGAGAAAUUCACUGCAGUCGUUGUCUAAAAGCUUGAGCCAUCUCAACCUUGGGCAGGUUAUAAGUAUCAUUUGUAAAGCGAUGUUAAGAUUUUUGGUAUUGAGAAUGAUAUUCUACGAAGAGAUGUGACUGCUAUUGUAUCUAGAUUAGCGAUAAUGUUCACUGAUUGGACAAAUAACAACAUGUGGGGAUCUUCCGAAUAGAUGUACGGAUCACAUCUGGCUAUAUAUCUCUUUGUAAGAAACUCAGAUUAUUUCUACACUAAUGGCUAAUCGAUUUUUUAUGUACACUGCUCUAAUCUAUUAAGGAGAGGACAAAAUUAGACAAACUUAACAGAUAUAAACUUUUAUUAAGACGCUCCUUAACUUAGUCCUUCCAGAUAUUUUGGAAUUACAUUGAAUGAUCAAUGUUUAAAGAAAAUGUUUACAACUUUUUUAUCAAGGGAGAAAAAUUUUGAUUUUCUACACCAACUUAGAUAUCAUAAUUUAUUAUUCCCAGAGAUAAAUUCGAUGAAUGUAUUUUGGCUUUCUAGUAUUUUCCCUAAAUUAGAAACACUUUAUGAUAAGAACUAGAAAGUCAAUAUCAUCUUGAAUCCUAUAGAUGCUUUCUAAAAUUGGGUAGAUAAUGCUAUAGCAAAUUUUAAAGCUGAAUUCAAUCAAGAUCACAUUGAACUAAGCAUUCCUCUCAUCUUUGAUAUUAAUGUAAAAAACAGCUAAAAUGGUUGGGAUGAAUUCAGAAGAUGCUACCUUGAAGGACAGCCAUUCAAAUUUUAAAUCAAUGGAUUACCAGCUGGGGUUUAAAAAAUUAUGAUAGUUAAUCCAAAAUCACCAUCUGAACGUACUUCAUCAUUUUUUAUUAAUACAUUCGAUUUAGAUAUUGAAGAAGAGCAGAUUAUAGUGAAAGGAUUAGUAAACAAUCUAGUGGAAAAAUUCUUUAGACAACUUACUACUCUACCAUUGGAACUCCCCACCAAAUUCUCUAGAUUUGAUAUCGAGGAAGUAUCCAGAAACUUUAAACUUAGUGCUAUACCUGGUUAUUUGGAUUUUGGAAUUGAAAGCUUGGAUUUAAAUUAGAUUCCUAGCCUAGGAUUUAAUUUUGUUGACAAGGCCGGACAUAUUUCUGGAUCAUUUCAAUGGGAGGAGGGAGAAAGAUAAAAUAUUGCCUAGGUCAUAUAAUUAAUUAAUGAAGGAAAGAAAUAGGAAUAUGAAUAGACCCUCUCACUAUUUAAAGAAACUAAAACAACAAUAAAAUAACUUGAAAAAAAAUUUUAAAGCGAUAAGAAGAGAUUAUUUGAGGAAUAAUUUUUAAUUGAACGAGAAAAUGAUUUAAAAGCUAAUUGUAAUUCAAAGGUUGAAGAAUCUUUUAAUUCUAUUUUAGGAGAAUUUUGA